Molecule: messenger RNA, 2093 nt
Organism: Asterias rubens (European starfish)
Lineage: Eukaryota; Metazoa; Echinodermata; Asteroidea; Forcipulatida; Asteriidae
Exons: 7
Coding region: 239-1606 (455 amino acids)
Biological process (GO): snRNA transcription
Cellular component (GO): nuclear body
Molecular function (GO): RNA polymerase II general transcription initiation factor activity
Source: RefSeq, a predicted model, not a curated record
AUAAUCAGCUAGCGAUUUGCACUUGAUUACAUGAGACAGUGGUUUUUUGUGUGGACUAAACACCAUAAACUACAACAACAGAGUUAUCAAUUUAGACUUGGUUUUAAUUUUAGGGUGUUGAAAUGAAUGAUUUCCAACCACCAGCCAGUCUCCGUGUAGCUUGUGGGCCCAAUUUCAAACAGCGCUUCUGGAGGCAGGGUAUUCAGGGCUUGAUUUUCUGUCACCGAAAAGAACAACAAUGACAUCCCAAGUCAAGAUGGAAGACACAACGGAUGGCCUUUCCAAAGAAAAAAGUUGUCAUGACAACACAAACAAAGAUGUAGCAGGGACCAGCUCUAAUGCUCAAGGAUUCCGGCGCUCUUCCCGGAGACGUGUUGCCCCACCCGUCUUCGUGCCCCAACAGAAAAGGAAGGUCUACAGACACUGGAGCCCCGCAGAGAAGUUUGCGCUACUAAGAUAUUUGAACAGGUUAAACAAUCGUGAGAUUCCUCGUGCUACCGUGUUUAACCGCUAUCCCUACGGACUUAUCAAGAAACACAUCAAGACGAAAUCGCUGGAUGAUAUUAGGAUGAUUCUAUCCAGGCUGGAGCGUAGAGGAGCAGCUGCAGCACUAUUGCGGAUGAAACAGCAGAGUCCAAUUGAGAGUUGGUGCAAAAUGGCAGAUAAUCUGACAGUUCUCACAGGUGACGACAGCUCUCGUCAUUUGAUUCGGGUAUGCAGAGUCAUGGCACUUGAAAGCAUCGACGACGACAGCUCUGAUAAAAAGGUAAAAAUCACAAAGAAGAAAUUUGCAGCUUCGGACGCUUCAGAUGCUUCACCCAAUUCAGCUUCUGCAUCUACCUCUGCGGACACCUCAACCACUCAGAAUUCUAUAUCCACAUCCGAAAGGACCUUGACAGCAUCGUCAAGUCAACCUGAAGAGCUCGGGACCGGCCAAGACGCCAUCGAGACGCCCUGUGAGGAUACAACAGGGAAACCUAAAAAGAAAAUUGGGAGGCCACCCAACAAGAAAGUCGCCAAAAAGCAAGAAAAGGACAAGAUUUUAGGCGACCCGGAUUAUGAAUCCAUCUAUAAGUACAUAGGGGGUUUGAUGCAAGGCGAGCAAAAAGAAAUCGGAGGACUAGAAUCCCUCAUUGUUUUGGAUUGCCUGAAGUCCAUAGAAGUGCAACUCAAAGGAAGAAACAACGCAGAACAAAAAAACUUUGUACAGAAACGCUUCGUUGACAUUCUUCAAAACUUGUAUCUGACUGUGAACAAUGAUGGUGAUAAUGCAGUUGGAGUUCCUCCAACUAUCACAACAGAAGAUCUGAUUGGUUCAGGGAGUAGCCAAUCGCAGGCAAGAUCAAAUAAGCCUGUCCAAUCAGUGGACUCAAACACUGCAGCAGCAAUGAACCAAUCAGAGGGUACCUUUGAUGGCCAAUCGGCUACUGAUUCAGGGCAGCCGGGCCAAUCACAGAGUUCGUCUCAUUCAUCAAUGCAGCAGACUGUGCCAAGUGAGACUGCACAUCUAAAAGCGGACCCCAAGAAGUUUAAAACUAUCGGCCUAGGGAGCAUCAAUCCAUUCAAUGUACCAGUUAAGUUACUAGAAAUAAGAAAAGACAGGUAAUGACAUCAUUGAAACCUAACAUAAGGCUGACCCAAGACAGUUUAAAGCUAUCGGCCUAGGGAGCAUCAAUCCAUUCAAUGUACCAGUUAAGUUACUAGAAAUAAGAAAAGACAGGUAAUGACAUCAUUGAAACCUAACAUAAGGCUGACCCAAGACAGUUUAAAGCUAUCGGCCUAGGGAGCAUCGAUCCGUUCAAUGUACCAGUUAAGUUACUAGAAAUAAGAAAAGACAGGUAAUGACAUCAUUGAAACCUAACAUAAGGCUGACCCAAGACAGUUUAAAGCUAUCGGCCUAGGGAGCAUCGAUCCGUUCAAUAUACCAACAUGGUCGGCCAUUUUAUGGAUUAAAUUUGUGUACACAAAAUGGCCGACCGUGUAUCUUAGCGACAUUACAGGAACACCGUGCAAUUUCCAGGCAUGUUUGUGUGGAUCAUUAUAGGCCUAGUCUACUUUUAAAUUAUCUAUCUAACACAUGCACUUCAUAACAA